AUGGUCAAGAAGAGAGCCUCCAACGGUCGCAACAAGAAGGGUCGUGGCCACGUCAAGCCCGUCCGCUGCUCCAACUGCUCGCGAUGCGUUCCUAAGGACAAGGCCGUCAAGAGAUUCACUAUCCGCAACAUGGUCGAGUCCGCCGCUAUCCGUACGUCGAUUCCGCCAGACUUGCACUUCCUACGAGCACUUCCAUCGACCUCUCCCUCCAACCACUCUCCGCCUCUGGUCUUCCCUCGAACACAACGACUAAUACAACAUCUGCAGGUNGAUAUCUCGGAUGCCUCCGUCUUCGCCGAGUACGCCGUCCCCAAGAUGUACCUGAAGCUCCAGUACUGCGUCUCGUGCGCCAUCCACGGCAAGAUCGUUCGGUAUGCCUCACCCUCCUGGACACACCACCCUACAUGGGCGCGCUCCACAACCACUCGCUCGACGCGCACACGGAAGACUAACACACUGCAGNNUGUCCGUUCCCGCGAGGGCCGCCGCAACCGUGCCCCUCCCCCGCGUGUUCGCUUCAACAAGGACGGCAAGAAGAUCAACCCCCAGCAGGCCGGCAAGAUCCCUGGUGCCCAGGCAUAA
Messenger RNA from Aureobasidium musti, 582 nucleotides. The record is from the annotation of a GenBank genome assembly. NCBI's taxonomy places the organism in Eukaryota, Fungi, Ascomycota, Dothideomycetes, Dothideales, Saccotheciaceae.